AUGCGGCCUGGGUCAGGUCAGCAGGGUGAAAAGGACUACUUCGAAUCGAGCUGGGAUACACUUCGCGACGCAAUGACCGACAUCCACAACAUGAACGCUUCGAAUUGGCAGUAUGAACAGCUAUAUCGUGUCGGCUAUAAGGUGGUUAUUCUGAAGAAGGGCCCUGAACUAUAUGAACGCAUCAAAGACUUUGAGAGGAAAUGGCUUCGAGAGAAUGUCAUGGCCAAGCUACUCGACUUCAUCACACCCGAAUUCGUUGCUACCCUUGAAUCUGCAACCACCUCGGCCAACGAGCGACGUCAACUGGGUCAGAAGCUCCUUCGGUCCUUACGAGAUACCUGGGUGGACCAUGAGACGUCCAUGAACAUGAUCGCCGAUAUUUUGAUGUAUAUGGACAAGAGUUGCACGGAAGUUGCUAAACACCCAUCCAUUUUCACGACGACCAUUGGACUUUACCGUGACGACGUAUUGAAGGCCGAGAUCAAUGGAGUACCCCUUAUAGAUCUUCUAGUCACUGUUCUCAUUGACCAGAUCGAGAUGGAGCGAGCCGGAGACAUCGUCGACCGUGGACUUAUCAGGAAUUGCAUUGGACUCCUUGAUGGGCUUUACGAGACCGAUCAAGAGGCGAGACUUGAGAGGUUGUAUCUGACGCGUUUCGAACCGGAAUUUCUGAGAGUCACCAGGGACUUCUACGCGAACGAGGCCCAGAGGCUCCUCGGCCAAGGCGAUUGCACUGCCUGGAUCCGACAUACUCCCGACAGACUCAAUGAGGAGAGUGAUAGAUGUGGCACCACGAUUCUCGCCGAAAGUCGUGGCAGGCUUGUCUCACUUGUGGAAGAAGAGAUGGUCCAUAAGCACCUCGAUGAAUUCUUGGCUCUGGAUACUGGCCUCAAGUGGCUCGUUGACAGUGGAAAACUCGAAGAACUCUCGACAUUGUAUUCCCUCGUAAGCCUCGAUCCUACAGCAAAGGGCAAGGUUACGAGAGUUCUGGAGAGCCAUGUUAUUGAAUUAGGAAGAGAGAUCCAAAGAGUUUUGCAAGCCACUGAUUUCUCGACUCCUGCGGCCUCUGCGCCCGAAGAGGCUGACAAGAACGACGAAGCCGCUGGCAAAAACGAGGCCGGCGGCCGGACCAAGCCUUCCCAACUCACCGCUGCUGCCCAGCAGACAGCGGCGGCUAUCAAAUGGGUUGAUGAUGUGUUGAGCCUAAAGGAUAAGUUCGAUAGAAUCUGGUCCGAAUGCUUCAAGAAAGACCUCUCUAUCCAGACUGCCAUCACCAAGAGCUUCUCCUCUUUUAUCAACUCCUUCGAUCGCUCGUCUGAGUUUGUGUCACUUUUUAUCGACGACAGUUUGCGACGGGGCAUCCGCGAUAAGACGGAAGCAGAGAUCGACGUCAUCUUGGAAAAGGCCAUUGCCCUUAUGUGCUACCUCAAUGACAUGGACAUGUUCGAGCGUUACUACCAACGCCAUUUGGCACGCCGCCUCCUCCAUUCCAAGUCGGGCAGCCACGAAGUAGAGAAGCAGCUCAUCCUACGUAUGAAGCAAGAGUUUGGAAAUCAAUUUGCCUUCAAGUUUGAGGGCAUGCUUCGAGACUUGGACACGUCGGCCGAGUUUACCGCCAACUACCGCGAACAGAUGCGCUUGGUGACGGGCGAUGCUGGCGCGAUUGACGUCUCCAUCAGCAUUCUUACGACGAACAAUUGGCCCGCAGAGGUAAUGGGCCGUUCGUCACAGAUCGGAUAUGGCGACGUCGCGCCAUGCACUUACCCGGAGGAGAUUAGGAAAUUACAUGAUAGCAUCAAACAACACUAUCUCCAGAAUCGCGUCGGAAGGAAGCUUACCUGGGUCGGCACACUUGGUUCGGCGGAUAUUAGGUGCACAUUCCCACCUGUUCCAGGUAAAUCAGGCGUUCUGGCGCGCGAGAGGCGUUACGAAGUCAGCGCUCCUACCUACGGCAUGGUUGUCCUUCUGCUCUUCAAUGAGAUGGAUGACGACGAAUCUCUGUCGUUUGAGGAGAUUCAGGCCAAGACAAACAUACCCGCACCUGACCUCACAAGAACGCUGAUGGCGCUCGCUGUCGCUCCGAAGUGCCGAGUCCUUGCUAAAGACCCUCAGAACAAGGUUGUCAAGCCCGGAGACAGGUUCAAGUUCAACAACGCAUUCGCUAGCAAGACAAUCAAAAUCAAGGCUCCCACGAUAACAUCGGUUUCGAAGGUCGAGGGUGAUGAGGAGAGGAAGGUGACAGCUGCUAAGGCGGACCAAACUAGAUCACAUUUGAUCGAUGCUGCCAUUGUCCGAAUCAUGAAGCAACGAAAGCAGCUUAUGCACACUCAACUCAUCACCGAGGUCCUUGAUCAACUUGUUGGCAGAUUUAAGCCUGAGUUGCCUAUGAUUAAAAGGCGUAUUGAAGAUCUCAUUGCACGAGACUACCUUGAGCGUGUCGAAGAUGCAUCAACCCCCACCUACCGAUAUCUAGCAUAA
This is a messenger RNA of Scedosporium apiospermum, 2478 nucleotides long. RefSeq names its product Cullin family protein. Bases 1 to 2478 code for a protein of 825 amino acids. Gene Ontology annotation, cellular component: Cul3-RING ubiquitin ligase complex. NCBI's taxonomy places the organism in Eukaryota, Fungi, Ascomycota, Sordariomycetes, Microascales, Microascaceae. The record is from RefSeq and is a predicted model, not a curated record. Gene Ontology annotation, molecular function: ubiquitin protein ligase binding. The transcript has 3 exons. Gene Ontology annotation, biological process: ubiquitin-dependent protein catabolic process; protein ubiquitination.